Messenger RNA from Punica granatum (pomegranate), 1301 nucleotides. Lineage: Eukaryota; Viridiplantae; Streptophyta; Magnoliopsida; Myrtales; Lythraceae. The record is from RefSeq and is a predicted model, not a curated record.
CAUCUCUGCUCGUGCCCGAUCGUGAGCUCCCAAUACCGAUAUAUUUGUCUGUAGGAGAUAGAUACAUCGAUACACACGCAAGUUAGCACUGAUCUAGUCGCAGUUCAUCUCACAUAAACAUUCCCGGACAUGCUGAUCGACCAAGCCAGCUUGCCCGGUUCUGGGAAGACCGUGUGCGUGACAGGUGCCGGUGGCUUCAUCGCGUCAUGGAUGGUGAAACUGCUUCUCGAGGGAGGUUACAGCGUUAAGGGAACCGUUCGGAACCCAGGUGAUCCAAAGAAUGGGCAUCUGAGAGAGCUAGAAGGGGCAGAGGAGAGGCUGAGGCUGUGCAGGGCUGAUCUACUUGAUCCUGAUAGUUUGAGAGAGGCCAUCAAUGGCUGUGAUGGUGUCUUCCACACUGCUUCUCCUGUCACCGAUGACCCCGAGGAAAUGGUGGAGCCUGCCGUGAACGGGACUAAGAAUGUGAUUAUCGCGGCCGAGGAGGCCAAAUGCCGACGGGUGGUUUUCACUUCGUCAAUCGGUGCAGUUUACAUGGACCCUAAUAGAAGUCCCGAUGCCGUGGUUGAUGAGUCAUGCUGGAGUGACCUCGAGUUCUGCAAGAACACAAAGAAUUGGUACUGCUACGGGAAGGCCGUGGCAGAGCAGGCAGCAUGGGACUUUGCAAAGGAAAAAGGGGUGGACCUGGUGGUCGUGAACCCGGUGCUGGUGCUCGGGCCGCUGCUUCAGCCCACGAUCAAUGCCAGCAUCUUCCACAUCCUCAAGUACUUGACUGGCUCCGCCAAGACAUAUGCCAACUCCGUGCAGGCGUAUGUACACGUGCGCGAUGUGGCACAAGCCCACAUCCUUGUCUUCGAGACCCCCUCUGCCUCCGGCCGCUACCUCUGCGCCGAGAGCGUCCUUCACCGCGGGGAUGUGGUCGAGAUUCUCGCCAAGUUCUUUCCCGAGUAUCCUGUCCCCACCGAGUGUUCCGAUAAGGUCAAACCGAGGGCAAAGCCGUACAAAUUCUCGACGCAGAAGCUCAGAGACCUUGGCAUGGAGUUCAUAUCGGUGAAGCAGUGCUUAUACGACACGGUCAAGAGCUUGCAAGAGAAGGGCCAUCUGCCUCUUCCCCCACAACCCGAUGAUUCGCUCCGUAUUCAAUCUUAACGCGAGGGGAUCAUGUACUUGUUUAUUUUCAUUUAUAGCAAGUGAUUUUAUCCCAAUUGAAUGGGUCAUGCAUUUGACCUCAAAUAAUUAGUAAAAGGAAACUUCCGCAGACAAUUUGAUUUUUCUUCUAAUUGUUUACAAGCCAUUCACUGUAA